UCUACCAGGUCUUCCCAAGGAAGUAAUCCGGGGCAGUAGGGAAAGCCGCCCCCAGUCUCUGAGCGCUGGCUCAGCACGUGUCACAGUUGUUUGGUGGGCUACCUAAAUAGGGAAGCUGGGCUGCCUAGCCUCUGUGUUUUCCUCCGUCCCUUACUUCUGUCUUUCUCAGAGUUCAUCAACUCCCCCAGAGUUUGCCUGAUACAUUUUCCUCAAGAGCCGAUCCCAUCAAGACUGAAUUUUCCAUCUCCACAUGGCCCUGUAGCUCUAGGCAGGAUCCUUCCAUUUGCUUGGUUCAUUUCUCGGAUUUUCGCUAGGCCUUGCUAUUUCAGAGCUAGAGAACCUUUCUUUGUCUUAAAAUUCUCAGGCCCUCUCCCUCAGUACACAUGGUUCUGACUUAAAGUGGCUUGAUUUUCAAAUUUUCAACUUCAAGAUGAUGUGAAAGUGAGGCACAUUCAGUAGAAGCCAGACUUUGAAUUUUGAGUUUGGCUCUUCUCUCAGGUCAGCAGUCUGUGGUAUGAUAGUCCCUUGUGAUGCUGGGCAGCCGCAACUCCCAGGCAACCGCUCCAUCACGAUGGUAAACGGCUGGCACACUUCUAACCAUUCUGGUUUUCACUUCCAGGACGGUAUGUGGUAAAUUACAUGAGAUAUCAACACUUUAUUACAAAAUAAGACUUUGAUUAAAUUAUUUUGCCCAACUGUGGGCUAAUGUAAGUGUUCUGAGCACAUUUAAAGCUAGUUGAAGCUAGGAUUGGUAGCUUAUGUAUAUUAAAUGCAUUUCAACCUAGGAGGUUCCCGAUUUAGGCUGGGCUCAUUGGAACAUCAUCCCAUCAUAAGCUGUGGAAGAUAUGUAUGUAUCCAGAAACGGGCACAGUCAAAAGUUGGAACAAAAUCAAUAUUGUAAUACUAGAAAUCUCAACUCCCCACUAGAAAUUGCCAUGCCUGGAGCUAUUUCUCUAGGGUUACAGGAGAGGGGAGGCCCCUCAUCUACUAGUUUUCACAGAGUGGUGGGUGGCGACACCAUCUCUCAACCCCACCUCCUACCCAAAUCCCCUCUGAAAAGGUAGGGUUCAGAUAUCAGCAUAACAACCUAUGAGACAUAGGGUGGGGUGGAGAAGGUUUGGGAGUCUUAGAUCAAAUGUCUUAAAUAAGGCAGGACCAGGUGUCCCCAGUACAAAACAGCUAGGAAGGACCUACCAUAGACUCCCAUUGUGGAUUAGACCAGCAUGAAAGAAGACUGUCCAUAGCAUUUGGAUUAGUCAUGGCCGUGAAGAGGAGAAGACACACAGCACAGGCUGUGCCUGGCAGGGAGUCUGGAGUUUCUGGUUUCCCAGUUCUGGAAGGCGUGAGCCAGGGGAGGGGCCUCCUGGUAAGGGGAGGGCGGGAAUCUGGGGCAGGGCCCCAGUCAGCUAUGCAAGGCUGCGCAAGCAGAGGCAACACAGAACAGGAGGAUCCCAUCGCCCUCCUGGAGCUCGGGAGAGGAGAUACUCCAGCUUUGAUCGCCUACUUCCACACUCCUGCUCAGAGAUCAUAACUCCCAUUUGCUAUUCUGAAGCAUCUGCUUAUCCUGUACCCCAAGGAUGGAACCACAACUAGGAGUGAAAAUUGGCUGCUUCUUUGCCCUGCUGAUUCUCACCCUGGUCUGUGGCCUUAUUCCCAUCUGCUUCAAGUGGUUCCAGAUUGAUGCCGCCACAGGUCGUCACCGCCGGGUCCUCAGCCUCCUGGGCUGCACCUCUGCUGGUGUUUUCCUGGGAGCAGGGCUCAUGCACAUGACUGCUGAAGCCCUGGAGGGAAUUGACUCAGAGAUCCAGAAGUUUAAGAUGCAGAACAGGACAGAAAGGGAGGGAAAUGCUUCUGAUGAUGCUGAUUCAGCUCAGAUGGAGUAUCCCUUCGGAGAGCUCAUCAUCUCCCUGGGCUUCUUCUUUGUCUUCUUUCUGGAGUCGCUGGCACUGCAAUGCUGUCCUGGGGCUGCUGGAGGAACGACAGUGCAGGAGGAGUUGGGUGGGACUCAUGUCCUUGAACUCCACAGCCACGGACCCCCACCCUCACCCUCAAAGGGCCCCCUUCGGGCCCUCGUCCUCUUGCUCUCACUCUCCUUUCACUCAGUGUUUGAAGGGCUAGCCGUGGGGCUGCAGCCAACAGUAGCAACCACCAUUCAGCUCUGUCUUGCUGUCCUGGCUCACAAAGUGCUCGUAGUAUUUGGGGUUGGACUGCGGCUGGUGCGGAUAGGUACUAGGUCACGAUGGGCCAUGUUGUCCAUACUGUCAUUAGCUCUCAUGUCCCCCAUGGGCCUAGUCCUGGGGCUGGCUGUGACCCAAGGGGACUCUAAAGCAGGGCAGGGCUUAUCCCAGGCUGCAUUACAAGGUGUGGCAGCCGGCACCUUUCUGUAUGUCACCUUCCUGGAAAUUCUGCCCCGGGAGCUAGCUGGCCCUGAGGCCCCUCUGGCCAAAUGGGGCUGCGUAGCCGCUGGUUUUGCCUUCAUGGCCUUUAUUGCCUUGUGGGCCUGAGAGAUUCUAGAUUUUUCUGAUGGGCCUAUCUAGGAUGGCCUUCCUACCCUUGGGAGAUACUUCCCCAAUGGGUUUGGCCCUCCACUGAGACUAAGUGGCAUUCAUUAGGCAUCGCCCUCAUGAACUGGACCACAGCUUUCUCCUACAUGAGAAUCCAUUUCGCCAGGACUGAGAAGAGGACGUUUAGGUUGAGUGCCUCUAAAUUGGAGAAUUGAUAUGAAGACCAUCACUCUAGAUUUAACUCUUGUCCCAUUUUUGCUACUGUGUAUAAUAAAAUGUUCCAUUUUACCCUUCCCCUUCAGUCAUGCUAUACUUCAUUUCUCCAGGUAGCCUAGGAGCUGCCUGGUACAGGAAGUGAUGGAGUGGGGAAUGGAAAGGCUGACUGUUGGAUAUUGUAUUUUCUCCUGGAAUCCAGGCCCCUAGCCAUUCUGCCAGUUGCAGGCCAUGCCUCCAUACAUGGGAGCAUUGCUGAAAUUCCAGCAACCUACUCCUGCCUUGCCCACAGGUGUUGAGAAACUGAGCUAGAGUUCCCAACAUUUAGAGAGAAGAGGUGUAAAAACAGAAACCACGGGAUCUAGAUUUUUUCCUAUGCUAACCACACCCACUCCACUCCCAAUACCUAUUAUUGGCCAACUACAGUGUGUCCAGCAGACUCUUGAGAUCAGGCUAAAUAGAGCCUCCUUCCCUCUGGUUCCUAUUUUUCACACUGAGCCCUGCGUAGCCUCAAGGAUGCUGUGGCUCUUCUUUAAGCCUCUGUCUCCAUCCAGCUGCCUUGUGCUGAGGGAUUAAGAAGCAGUGUGUUUGGAGAGGGAGAAAGGCGCCAGAUAAAUGCCUAGGGUGAUUACCGGGCUUUGCCACAACUUACUGGCUUUCCUGCUGCCUGCUCUACCUGCUGCUCUGCCUCCAGCCCCUCCCCACUAGGCCAUCUUUCAGUGUGAGGAACCCCUACAAUGUGUUGCUUCUCUUAAAAACUAUGAAGGACGAACACAAAGCUUAUUAUCUGCUGUUGUCCAGUGCCCUGACCCAUGAAAUGGAGGAGUAUCUCAGACUUCGUGGAGAAGGAGGGGAGAGAAGGUGCACCCCAUGAGCACAGUCACUCUCCCCACUUUGCCCCUUCUGAUACUCCAGUAUAUUCCUCUUAAGUGGUAAAAGUUGGGAAACAAACAUAAUGUCCUGAACAUGGAACUGGUUAAAAUAUGAUGCAUAUCCUUACAACAGAAUACUAUGCAAAGUACACCAACAGAAUACUGUGCAAGUACACCUUUGCUACUGACAUGAAAUAAGUCCAAAAUAUAUUCUUAGUGGGAAAGAGAAAACAGUGUACUACAUUGCAUAUAAUUGUUAUUAUCGGUGAAGGAAAAUGAGGGAACACAUGCACAUGUAUACAUGUUAAUUAACUUUUUUGAAUGUUUUCUUUAUUUAUUUGAAAGAAAGAGAGCAUGUGAGCAAGGGGGAGGGGUAGAGGUCAAGAAAGAAGCAGACAUCCCCACUGAGCAGGGAGCCUGACCACUCAAGACCAGGGGCUCCAAUCCCAGGAUGCAAGAAUCAUGACCUGAGCUGAAGGCACACGCUUAACCCACUGAGCCACCCAUGUGCCCUGUCAAUAAACUUUUAUUUCUAUUUUUUUGUAA
Messenger RNA from Mustela lutreola (European mink), 4135 nucleotides. Its product is annotated as zinc transporter ZIP2-like. Gene Ontology annotation, cellular component: plasma membrane. The transcript is spliced from 4 exons. NCBI's taxonomy places the organism in Eukaryota, Metazoa, Chordata, Mammalia, Carnivora, Mustelidae. The record is from RefSeq and is a predicted model, not a curated record. Gene Ontology annotation, molecular function: zinc ion transmembrane transporter activity. Gene Ontology annotation, biological process: zinc ion transmembrane transport. The coding region runs from base 1578 to 2504 and encodes 308 amino acids.